This is a messenger RNA of Rhineura floridana, 1919 nucleotides long. Its product is annotated as keratin, type I cytoskeletal 10-like. The transcript is spliced from 8 exons. Gene Ontology annotation, molecular function: structural molecule activity. The record is from RefSeq and is a predicted model, not a curated record. NCBI's taxonomy places the organism in Eukaryota, Metazoa, Chordata, Lepidosauria, Squamata, Rhineuridae. Bases 88 to 1854 code for a protein of 588 amino acids. Gene Ontology annotation, cellular component: keratin filament.
AAGGCUUUACAGUCUCAAUUGCAAUACCAGGCUGUGCAGCUGAACUGGGGCUUUUGUAGGGUUUUUGGAUUCUCAACAUCUUUCACUAUGAGUUACGGCGUUAAGGGUGGCGGUGGUGGAAGUAGCGUAAGUGGUGGCGGAAGCUGUGGAAUAAUUAGUGGUGGAGGUGGCGGUGGUGGGGUCAUCAUUGGUGGCGGAAGCUGCGGAGGUAUUGGUGGUGGCAGUAGCAGCAGCAGAACUAUCAAAGUCACAAGCACCUCUGGAUCCUCAAGAGGAUUUUCUGGAAGAAGCUCUGGCGGAGGAGCCAGGAGUGGUUAUGGAGGAGGUUUCAGCAGUGGUAGCUGUGGAAGAAUAAGUAGAGUAUGCUAUGGAGGUAGCAGCUAUGGCGGUGGAGGCUACGGUGGUGGCUAUGGCAGUGGAGGCUAUAGUGGUGGCACCUGCGGCGGAGGCAGCUUCGGCGGAGGCAGCUUCGGCGGAGGCAGCUUCGGCGGAGGCAGCUUCGGUGGAGGCAGCUUCGGUGGUAGCCACCCAUUCAGCAGUGGUAGUUUUGGCAUUGGGGGUGGUGAUGGUGGCCUCUUGAACACCAAUGAAAAGACAACCAUGCAGCACCUUAAUGAUCGCCUGGCUAAUUACAUAGAGCAGGUGAAACGCUUGGAAGAUGAAAAUGAUCAGCUUGAGGUUUUAAUCAGAGAGUGGUACCAGAAGCAUGGCACUUCAUCUGAACCAAGGGACUACAGCCCCUUUUACCACCAAAUUGACCAACUCUACAAUGAGCUCAUUGCUGAAACUGAUGAUUAUAACAAAAUCCUUCUGAACAUUGAUAACACCAGGAUGACUGCUGAAGAUUUUAAAUUGAAGUACCAAACUGAAAGUGGUCUCCGUCAGAAUGUGGAAGCUGAUAUCAAUGGACUGCGCCCUCUCUUGGAUCAACUGACUCUUGCCAAGUCUGAUCUGGAGAUGCAGUUUGAGUCUCUUAAAGAGGAGUUGAUCUGCCUGAAGAAGAACCAUGAGGAGACAUUGAGAGGACUGAGAAAUCAGCGUGGUAGCGGUGAUGUGAAUGUUGAGGUGGACUCUGCUCCUGGCCAGGAUCUGAAACAACGUCUUGAUCAGCUCAGGUGUGAAUACGAGAAAAUCAUCGAACAAAACCGCAGAGAGGUGGAAGCGUGGUAUGAAACCAAGAUGGAGGAGGUUCGCCAGGAGGUCCAUUCAAGCGGGCAGGAGAUAAGUACCGGCAACCAGCAACUCUCAGAACUCAGACGAGAAUUUCAGACCCUGGAGAUCGAGCUGCAAUCUCAACUCAGCAUGCUCCAGUCUCUGCAAAGCAACCUGGAAGACACAGAACGUCGGUACAACAUGCAACUGCAACAGAUUCAGUGCAUGAUUGAGCCAGUAGAAUCAGAGCUGGCCAGCAUCCGAUGUGAGAUUGAGAGCCAGAAUCAGGAGUACCAAUUGCUCCUUGGCAUCAAGACCCGUCUGGAACAGGAGAUCUGUCAAUACCGCCGACUGCUUGAGGAAGGACAGCAGGAAAUUAGUUCAGGAGGAGGAUACGGAGGUGGAUACGGAGGUGGAUACGGAGGUGGUAAAAUCAGGAGGGGAAGCGGAGGAGGCAUUGGCGGAGGAAUUAUUAGUGGUGGCAGUGGAGGUGGCGGUUCAUGUGGUCCAAUUGGUGGUGGAGGAACAAUUUGCGGCGGCGGCAGCAGCGGCGGUGGCGGUGGCGGCGGUUCAUGCCAAAUUGGCGGUGGAAGCAGCGGAGGAGUGACAAUCGGAGGUGGUGGUGGAGGACGCUGUCAGACCUACCCCACUCCACAGCCUCAGCCCUGCAAACCAGGACACGGCAGAAAAUCCUAUGACUAACCAUCAGGCACCUGAUAUCGCAUCAACCCCAAGCCCUCCAGGUGGUUCUGCUUAUAGAGGAAGAA